AUGCUGGGCAUCUUCUCGCGAAUACUGCAGAAUCGCCCAUGCUCAUCGAUCGUCUCAGCGGCCAGCGCAUCCGGACGAUGGUGGCCACAGCCAGAGUAUGAAUUCUCGAAGCACCGGACGCGCGCCCCCACCUUUGGCAUUCAUCGCCGGACACGAUUAAUGGUGGUGGACAAUUCGACGUUGGGCAAAGAGGCGCACGCCAGCGGCAAAUUGGCCUACUGUAUCCACACGUACAAACAGGGAAAACGGCCGAAACACAUGCCCAAAGCCGGACUCGGUGAUAAGAUUCUGGUGGCGAUCCGUGGGCAAAUGCGGAAGGCAUACGUUGUGGGUGCCCAUGUUCAUCGACAAAUGAGACAACACGGCGUACCCAGCACUGACACCAAUAAUAUUGUGUUGCUAGAAGAAGAGGGAAAUCCGCUGGGGAACCGUGUAAUGAAGCCGAUCCCCGCCAAACUGCUCGAGAAGCGCGAUCAUGCCCAAUUCUCCAAAGUGCUCGCCCUCGCCAACAAAUAUAUC
Messenger RNA from Mesorhabditis spiculigera, 519 nucleotides. The record is from the annotation of a GenBank genome assembly. Lineage: Eukaryota; Metazoa; Nematoda; Chromadorea; Rhabditida; Rhabditidae.